Molecule: messenger RNA, 6322 nt
Organism: Zalophus californianus (California sea lion)
Lineage: Eukaryota; Metazoa; Chordata; Mammalia; Carnivora; Otariidae
Gene: MEAK7
Product: MTOR associated protein, eak-7 homolog
Exons: 7
Coding region: 109-1779 (556 amino acids)
Biological process (GO): TOR signaling
Source: RefSeq, a predicted model, not a curated record
CUUGAGAUUCUCCCUCUGUCCCUUCCCCCAUGCUCGCUUGCUCACUCACUCUCUGUAAAGUAAAUAAAUAUAUCUAAGAAAAAAACCAGAAUUAGAUUUAAAAUUUAAAUGUGUAGAAUGAAGAGGUGUGAGCAGAGUGAAGAGCAGGCAGUGACCAGAGGCAGGAAUGAUGUGGCCAGUCGGGGGGGGGGGGGUGGGGACUGGAAAGUUUGGAGGGCAGGAUGGGAACAGAUUGUGGAAGAGUCUGAUGGCCAUGAUGAGCCACAAGCCAGGACACAUCAGGCAUGUGCAUUUUGGGGUGAUGUGAUUCCCUUGGGUUGGGGAGAGAGGAUACAUAUGUGGGGUUUAGGAAGGUUGAGGGCUGGUGGAAGCAUUUGGGAGCGGCAGUGGUUGGUCUUGGUCCCUGGUUCUUUUCCUGCAACCCUGCCACGUGUAGCUCAACCCCGUCCAGGCUUUUCUGCCGCUUGUUCCCAACAGAGCCACAUUGGGGAAGCUCUUCCCCCGGAGAUGGUCACCAGACUCUAUGACGGCAUGCGGAGGGUUGACCUGACGGGGAAGGCCAUGAGGCCCAGCGACAGCGUCUCCCAGGAGCAGUUCACCGUGUCCAUGUCCCACUUGUUGAAGGGAAACUCGGAGGAGAAGAGUCUUGUGAUCCUGAAAAUGAUUUCUGCCACAGAAUGUCCUGUGAAAGCAAGAGAAGUCCAGAAGUUUACAGAGGAUCUGGUUGGCUCUGUGGUUCAUGUGCUCAACUACAGACAGGAGCUGAGAGGCUGGACCCAGAAGAGAGGCCCAGGGCCCCCCUCCAGGGUGCAGGUGCUGGCCGCCCAGCUCUUCUCCGAGAUGGACCUCCGAGGUGGCGAGAAGAUUCUGGGGCCUCAGCAGCUGGACUGUGAGUGUGACCGAGCCACCAUCGAGGACUGGGUGUUCAGGGCCCCCCACGUGGCCACGUUUCUGAGUGUGGUCAUCCACAGAGGCUUCCUCCUCCUGCGCUCCUCCCUCGACCUGACCACCCUGGUCCCCGAGUGUCACGUUGACCAGGAGAGGGUGUUUGAGAGCAUCCUGGACGUCCUGUCGGUCAUCUACAUCAACUCCCACCUGCGCAGGGAGCAGCAGGGCCGCUGGCACCUGCUCUUCUCGUCUGAGCUCCAUGGGCACAGCUUCGCGCAGCUCUGCGGCCACAUCACCCACCGGGGCCCCUGCGUGCUGCUGUUGGAGGACCACGAUGGCCAGGUGUUCGGCGGGUUUGCCUCCUGCUCCUGGGAGGUCAGGCCUCAGUUUCAAGUGUCUCGGGGCAUGAAUGGGGGAAUGACGAGCUGCUGUCUGCAGUGUUGGAGGCCGUGCUUUAGGGCACGGAGAAUCCUAACAGGAGAUGACGCAUGCUUCCUGUUCUCCAUCUACCCCCGCAUGGCCGUGUACACCUCCACGGGUUACAACGACCACUACAUGUACCUGAAUCACGGGCAGCAGACCAUCCCGAACGGACUGGGCAUGGGAGGACAACACGGUUACUUCGGGCUGUGGAUCGAUGUGGAUUUUGGGAAAGGACACAGCAAGGCCAAGCCCAAGUGCACCACAUACAACAGCCCUCAGCUGUCGGCCCAGGAGAACUUUGGCUUUAAGAAGAUGGAGGUGUGGGCAGUGGGGGACAGCUCAGGGUCGCAGCAGGCCAAGAGCAGCAAAAGCAUCCUGGAUGUGGACCCUGAGGCCCAGGCCCUGCUGGAAAUCAGUGGGCGGAGCCGCCACAGCGAAGGGCUCCGGGACGUCCCAGAGGAAGAAUGAGGAGGUGCCCCCGAGCUCAGGCCUUCCUAGAGCUGGAUGCUGGCCCCCUGGACAGAGCGCAGCCUGCGGAGCCCUCCCCCAUCUCACGUGUUCAACAGGGCUGCACUGUGCGUGUCCAGGCGGUCCAGAACAUGCUGAAUCAGAACACAGUAAAAUUCCUUUGAUGUUAUGUAUGGAUUGGUGGGUGCAUCUUGCAGAAAUCUCGAGUGUCCAUUAGCAACUUAAUCCUUGUAUGCUGUUCAUUUUUCGUCAAUGAAAUCCGGAGACAUGGACAGGACCUGUACCUGCGUUAGCGUCCGAUGGGCACGUGCGUUCCUGCCAUGCAGGGCGGGGCUCUGCCUGCUGGGGGUCACCUGGCCCCUGCUCGAGCCAUUGCAGUUAAAAACGUGCCUUGAUGUUCCAUUCCAGCUGAUAAAGGGCAGAGGCAUUGGGAUGUGAGUCUCAACGCCUUUUGGGAGCAGCUUCCUACGACCUGAAAUUUCUGUAUUUGUAAAAAACAAACAGCGAGAGAGCAGGUGUCCCCGUCGGGGGGAGGGUCCUGCAUAGGUGUUUGUAAUAAGGUUCCUCCCCCACCUUUCUCAGCUGCUUUUAAAUGAGUCUGUGCCACGGUCUGCGGAGGUUCCAGGUGGUUCUGUUACUAACCUAAAUGUGGGGAAUUCGCAAGCUCCGAGACAUCCCGUGGCAUGGAUUAGUGGUGAGUAACUUGACCGUACUGGCCUGGGUUCCUGACCCUGGCACCACCUCCUCAGUGUCUGCCUCCGGCUCAGUGGCCCCCAAAGGGGUGACGGGUCAUUUGACAGCAGGGACUCACUUGAAACGGACUCGAGUGACCCCGGCAUGCUGACCGAUGACCUGGGUGGGUGUCUGAGGCCGGGCAGGAGAAUCUAAGCCCGCCGUGAGAAGUCCCUCCUUCAUGGACGGAGCCGUGGGCUCGGCUUGGACACCUGCGCCGCCUCCUGGGUCUUUUGCUGUAAAAUUGGACCUUCUGCACAUCUGAUGAGAAUGGGGCCUUUUACUAUAGAAUGGGCCUGCUUAUAAGCCAUAGUAAACCAAGCCGUUUGCAUUUUGCAGGUGCUGCAUUUUCUCCCAGGAGGCUCCCCCAACUUGGCACUUAGCAGUAACCCUGAUUGAGCAGAAGGCCUUGCAAAUGAGCUUUAAAAAAGAAAAGUGCGUGCCCAGGCAGUAUGCGGAGGGGCAGCAGACUGACAUGCACAGACGUAGUCAUAAUUGAUUUUCCUCCUGAAAAGCCAGUUUUUAAUAAGCUGCUCGGGGAACAUCGUGUGAUCCCCCCAACCGAUGGGUUAGCAGAUGGGAGGGUGAGGCUCCUCAGAUCCUUACCAUAAAUCCAGAGAGUUAGGUCAGUCCUGCACCUUUCAUCUGUUCUGGAAUUUCUUUUUUUAAAAAAGCAACUGAAUACCUCACUAAUAACAGGCCUGUUGGUAUUUGUACCUUAAGUCCCAUUGCUGCUUCCUCUGCUCAGGGCUUUCAGAGAGGCUUGGAUUUUGUUUGUGGGCACACUCGCCUUGUGUCUCUUCUUAUCAGAGGGCAGGUGACAGGCAGGGACCCAUUUCCCAGGACGGCACGCUCACACAGGGAAAGGCGGGUGCCCAGCCCAGGCGCUUGGCCACCUGGAGGGUGCAGCCCUGCCAGUGGGCUUCUCUCGCUGUGAGGUUCUCCGCACACAAACCUGUCAAGGGUGUGGCCACGGUGAAGGCCACCAGACCUGGCCACCCUCCCUCCGCCCGGGCCUGGGAAACACGCGGUGCUGGUUUUAACGGUGAAGAGGUGGUUCUUUUAUGCAACAGAAAUAAGAAUUCAGGGCCAGUGGUUUUCCUGUGAAUGAAGACCAGUCAGGGCCCCGGAAGGUGCCGGAAGGAAGACGUAAAGGGAUGGGGCUCAUGAUGCAAACAGGGCUACCGUUACUCCCCCCACCCAUGUUGUCUUUAUUAAAACAAUGGCCAUAGGUGGACAUGGUAAAAAAGGUUGAACUAUGAAGGAUGUAACUUGAAAGAUAAAUCUUCCUGCAGCCAUUUUCCUUCCCAAAAGGCAAAGCCACUCAGGAGAAAACCGCUUAGGUCUCCGGCCAGAGGGGACCCACUGCGCGCCCAGCAGAGUUGCGUCUGCUACAGUGGUGUGUGCCCUGCUUGUUGUUGGUGGAGGUGGUUUCAAAGCGACCCAUCUGUCUCCCUCUCUGACGUCACGGACCGUGCCAUGCCCCGGGAUGCGGACGCCCCAUUGUUGCUGGCGCCCAGCCUCUGCGGCCGGGGACUGUCUGUGGCUGGUCCGGAUGUGUGUCUCGGUGUGCGUUUUGUCCGGAAGAAUGAACUCGCAGAAGUUGAAUUGUUGGAUCAAAAGAUGCUUCUUAAUUUAGAUGCUGACAAAUGAGCAAACCUCUUGAGUUCAGCUGAUAACUCCUGACGUCCCUCUGUGCCUGUUGGCCGUGUAUAUGCCGACACUCCGUUAAAGCUUAGUUUUUGUGGACCUGGUAUUUUCUCUGAAUGACAGUGAAGGGCUUCAGGUUUCAAACGCCGUCUGUGUCCUACCCUUCACCUGGUUUUCUGGGAUGUGGGUUUUCUUCUUGCUGAUUUGCAAGAGUGCUUUUUCAAAUGAAGCAUUUGUUUGCUAAGUGUUUUUUCCAGUUUGUUUGGCUUUAUUUUCCUAUGUGUAAAUUACGCAUUUUGUCCUUUUUUAUCAGCAUUUCCUCUUAAGGCUUCUGAGAUUUGUAGUUUGCUUAGAAAGUUUUUUUCCCCACUCUGUGAUUAAAAAAAAAAAAAUUGUGUUUUCUUCUGCUUCUUUGCUUUCCAUUUUUCCUUCUAAAUUUUUGAUCCAUUCACAAUGUAAUUUAAAAUGUACCUCUAUCUUGCCCCCAAAUGAAUUCCAGUAUCUUUUAUAUUUAAUGGUAUGUUUCUUUCCCACUGACUUAAAGUACACUUUCUUGGGGGCGCCUGGAUGGCUCAGUCGGUUAAGCCUCUGACUCUUGAUUUUGGCUCAGGUCAUGAUCUCAGGGUCGUGAGAUCAAGCCCCAUGUCAGGCUCUUCACUGGGCAUGGACCCUGCUUGGGAUUUUCUCUCUCCCCCCCUCUGCUCUUUCCCCACCACCCCCAAAGAAGGGGAGGGGGAGGGGGAGGGAGUAGAGGACCACUUUCUCAACCCCUGCAUUUCUAUAUGAACUUCAGUCUCUGCCUCAUGUUUUAAAUACUGGAGUUUGAUGAGAAAAAGAGGUAAGAGCUAUUCACUGAUGACUUCUCUGUUUUGGAAAUUUCCUUCCUAUGCUUGCCUGUUUGUUUUCUCUGACCUUGGGUAACCCUUCUAAAAAGUUUGAUGGUUGCAUUUUGGAGAUAGCCUUAAAUGUGGAUCAGUGUAGGCAGAACUGACACCUGGCAGAGGUGGCUUCCUCCUGCCCCCAAGGACGGGAACAUCUAAGUGUGCCACCUAGAUUUCGUUGUUACUGCUGGUACCGUACGUGGACUUUUUUCCCUGAUGAUUGAUUGAACAUAGGAAGGUUUUUAAGUUUUUCUACCUAGUUUUGUACCCAGCUACUUUGCUGAAUUCUUUGAUCUGGGGGUUUUCAACCUUAGGUCUGUGUCAGAAUCUUCUAGAAGGCGUGCUGAAGGGCAGGUGUCAGGGCUCCACCCCCAGAGUUUCUGACUCCUUAGGCUGGGGAGGGAGCUGAGAGUGGACAUUUCUAAUGAAUCCCCAGGUCCGGUGCUGCUGGUUUUGGGCUCCCGUGAUUUCUUCUUUUUCCCUGCAGCCUAACUGAGCUAUAACUGAUACCUACAACGUGUUGAGUGCACUUCCUAUGAUUGUGUACCUGGAAGUGGGGAUAGCUUCCCUGCUCUUGCAAUUUCUAGACCUUUUCUUUCUCUUGAUUGAUUGUAUCAGCAAAUACUUUCAGAAUUUCAGUAGCAGUGACACCCCCUUCCUACUCCUGACUUAAAUGGAAACGCCUCUGGUCUUUUGUCACGAAGCAGGAUAGGUUUUCGUGUAAAAGAAAUAAUCCUUUGUUUGUAUUUAUGUUAAGAGUUUCUGUCCAGAUGUUGAAUUUUAUAAAAAGUUUUUUAACACCCAUGAUUGUCUGAUUCAGAGUUUUUGAAUAAGGAAUACCAAGUCAGUAGGGCGCCAAACACUGAGCUGCGUUUGUAUGUUAACUGACGCGCUUCGAAUGUGUGAAUUCAGUCAGACUGUGUUCGGCACUUUUGUAGCCGUGUGUACAAAGGAGUUGGUGUGUAGUUUUGUUUGGGUCUGAUUUUAUGUAAGUCAUGCUUUAAAGUUGUGCUGACUAAGCUUACAAAAACAAUUUAGAACUUUCCUUUUCUGCAGGAACUUUUUGGUUUGGCGGGCAAGGAGGGGUGAGCACUUGAGAACCUCAUCCAUGUCUCUUAUCAUCUGGGUGGUUUUAGGUGUCUGCUGGGGUUCAUUCUGACGAUUUUUAAAUUUCCUUUUUUUUUUUUAAGCUUUUAUUUAUUUAUUAGAAUGCAGGAGCAGGGGGAGAGGGGGAGAGGCAGAGGGAGAAGCAGGCUCCCCGCUUAGCAGGGAGUCCAACU